This is a messenger RNA of Penicillium samsonianum, 1425 nucleotides long. RefSeq lists its product as uncharacterized. The transcript is spliced from 2 exons. NCBI's taxonomy places the organism in Eukaryota, Fungi, Ascomycota, Eurotiomycetes, Eurotiales, Aspergillaceae. The coding region runs from base 1 to 1425 and encodes 474 amino acids. The record is from RefSeq and is a predicted model, not a curated record.
AUGGCGCCUUUUGGUCAAACGAUCGCUGUGAUUGACAAGUCUGGCAAAGUUGUCAGCACAAGUAAGCAACUAUUUGGUGUUUUCAGCCAUGCCAAAAACGCAUAUCGCGAGCGCAAGUCCGCCUUCCAAUCAGAACGCAAUGCAAAAAUUGCGGAGCAACAAGCACUCGAAGGACUCGCCAACUAUCAGAUCGAUGACGCGCCGGCGCCGUCAGUAGCGGCCUCUCGACGAAGCCGCGGGACUCGGUCAAGACAUCACAGCGGCCGCAGUCAUCGUGCUUCGUCCCACUACGAUGAUGGACAGACAGUUGUAUCGCGGCGGGAAUCUCAUUACGAGCCCCCGCAGACAAUCGCCCGCCGCCAUACCCAUCACGACGUGUCAGUCCGAGACGCCCCUCGCCCAUCAACGGCUCGGUCAAGAUCUGAUGCGCAUAUCGACAUGGAUCUUGCAUAUGGGGACGCCUCUCAUGCAGCCCUAUCUCGAUACAACCCCCCAGAGCCCAAAAAUGACCAACAACAGCUUGAUGGUCUUGUCAGCCGGGCACAGUGGCUUCUCGAAGAAGCACACUGUGUGCAACAUGGUGCUACCGCGACUAUCGCCCAUCUCCAGAAGAACCCAGAUGCCAUGGCCGCCGUCGCCUUGACUCUAGCGGAGAUCAGCAACCUGGGGCGCAAGAUGGCGCCCGCCGCAUUAACCACGCUCAAGUCAGCCGCGCCAGCCGUCUUCGCUCUUCUUUCUAGUCCUCAAUUUCUCAUCGCUGCCGGAGUCGGUCUAGGCGUGACGGUGGUCAUGUUUGGAGGAUACAAGAUUAUCCAAAAAAUCAAAGGCGGCGCUAUCGGGGAAGAAGGAAAGCCCCCCGAAACGGAAAUGGAAAUGGAAGAAAUGAUGGAGUUCAACACAGAAGAUCUCAGUUCUGUUGAGAUGUGGAGACGCGGCGUCGCUGACCAGCAAGCCCACAGCGUUGGAACAUCUGUUGAUGGCGAAUUCAUCACACCCACCGCUGCGGCCAUGUCGGGUAUCGAUGUGACGACUGCUCGCGCUCGACGAGAUCCUCGUUUCAAAUUCGAUGAAGAUGCCUCGGUCGCUUCGUCCCGUCGCUCCCGCCGUUCGCGCACCACCCGGGCUCCGACACAUGCGCCGUCAGAACGACACGAACGGAGAUCAAAGGCUCCUUCAGAGGCACCGAGUGGAUUCUUCGGACGAAGCUCCUCCAGGUCCAAGGCGCCAUCAGAGGCCCCCAGCAAAGCGCCUAGCAGAGCACCAAGCAGAGCUCCUAGUCGAGGUCCUAGUCGAGCUCCCAGUCACGCCCCCAGUCGCACACCAUCUAAAAAACAUAGCACCUAUGUCUCCGAAGCUGAGAAACGACCAAAGGAGAAAAAGAAAGGUCCCAGCCGGUUACGACUUAUGUUCACCUCUUCAUCUUGA